ACAACAACUGCGUCAUAUAGUUCACGACAACAAUGGCCGUUUCCGAAUGCGAAGCUGCUUGAUGAAACAGAUAUAAGAAAUCAAUGGCUGUCUUUUAGUCCAGACAUUGCUGACACUUAACUUUGCAUGUGCACGUGCAUUAUGGAAAGACUUGUUUUUCAUGAGAGGUGACGCAAAUGCUGUGCGCCGUCCUGGGUCACUCCAGGAUUAGACGAGAAUAUUUGACCAGGUUUUUGUCAUCCACAUAGGAAUGGGGGACAUGAAGACACCAGAUUUUGAUGACCUGCUUGCAGCGUUUGACAUUCCAGACAUUGAUGCCAAAGAAGCAAUUCAGUCUGACACUGGGGAGACUGAUGGUAACCAUAACGAACCCAGUAGUGUUGUUAGAAACCAAAGAAGUGGUAGUCCAAACUUAGGCCCCAUUGGUCACUCAGAAAACACUGAGAAUAUUCCUUUAGCUCCCCAUGAUGAUCCAUCUGUGGUCAGUGUGAUUGUAAAGAACAGUGUACAGUCUGAGGCAUACAUGGAAACAGAUGAUGAUGAUGACCAAAUUGAAGGAAAUGUACCUGAAAACUUUGCUGAGGCUGACAGAGGUGAUGAUGGAUCACAGGAAUCUUCCCAACAUGGUUUUAGUGAAGAUGUCCUGGUGCCUCCCGAUCCAUUUAUCUAUAAUGGACCUAAGACUGUCUCAGUUGGGGUUACAGAACCCUCUCCCCUGCCCUUUCUAACCCGGACACAGCCUAACAGGCAACUCUGGUCUGUCUCGUUCUCUAAAGUUACCAGUGAGUGUAGUAAUGACAGCCAGAACUGCACUUCCUCUAAACACUCUGCUAGCAAUUUCUUUCCUCCUCAGUCUUUACCCCCUUCCACUUCCCCCAUCUCAUCUUCACAUUUAAUUGGUCCAAACUUUCCUCCCUCCAAACUUGAUGCUGAGGAAGCACAACAGUUAAAUGGUACAAUGAGGGCAGGAGUCCGCCGGCGCUUCUCUGAAAUUGAAGAAUUAGAACCAGAUCUUGAAAGCCCUCCACUUGUCAUACAGGAGAGUCCCGAUUCUCAGCUCUGCUCAGCUCCCAAGGUCCCACGCAGGCACCAGCCCCCUUCAAGUGUGUUUCAGCCCCCCUCUCCCUCCUCCCCAUCCUUACCAGUUAGUAACACUCAAAUUGAGGAGUCAGCUCCCUCUGUACUCCAUCCAGCUCUUCUACAAAACACUGUCAGUCUAAACACUGUCACAUCUAUGACCUCCAAAAAUGAACUACCUGUUGAAGAAAAAACCCUGGAGCACAUUAUCGAGGAGAGAGAUUCUCCAGAAAGCCCUGAGCCAGAAAUCCCUGCCUGCACUCAGGUGAGCUCAGUUUCAGAGGUUGCCAAGAGGAACCCUCCUCAACUUCAGGCUUGUACAUCUCUGCCUUCAAAUCAGCAAGGAAUAAACGAGCCUGGAUUGAAGAGAGGAGACACAGUACCUGAAGAUCAAGUUAUAGACAUGAGUCUAGGUGUACAAGAGAAGGAGAAGAGCGGUCUUCAUGUGAAAACAGAGAAUGAUGGAUUUGAGGAAACAGAAGUGAAAGUAAAGAAGAAAUCCACUGAGCCUAGUUUGGUAGAUUCUGUCUCUGAAGGCAUCACAGACUCCUCCAAAACCUCUUCCAAGCCUGUCAAAGUCAGAAUCAAGACCGUUAAAACUGGGAACGUAAAACGUACUGUAUCUAAAGUGGCUCCCAAAGGAGCAGCAGCUGAGGCCUUCAAGGGUCCUGAUGGCUCCAAAGUUCAAACAGGGGCCCGUAAGUCAGUCCAGAGGAUCCAGAGAUCCAGUGCUGUUCCUCAGGGGUUGCCUCAGGUGACAGUGUUGCCCGUGUCCACCCUCAAAGAUGCCAGCACAGCUAUGUUAUUUGCAGCCAGCAGGGCACAGAAUAAAAUGGCUACCACUCUUUCUGCCACCGCAGUCAACAUCACCAGAACAUCAACCCUCCCUGCUGUCUCCUCCUUAUCCAUGACAGGAAUUAACAUUUGCUCUUUGGGACAGAAGACGAUGAAUGGGAACCCAGGGACAGCCAAACCAGCAUCCAUUCUGAACAGUCCAGGAGCUGUGAUCUCACGCAGCCAGUCUAGCCUAGCUGAGGCCUUCAACAAAAUCCUAAACAGUAAGAAUCCAUUGCCCAGUUACCAGCCGGACCUCUCCACCUUCCCUCCUCCAGAAUGGGGUCUUCAGUUGCCCUCCACUGGAUACCGUUGCCUGGAGUGCGGGGAUGCUUUCGCUCUAGAGCGCAGCCUGGCAAGGCACUAUGAUCGGCGCUCUAUGAGGAUCGAAGUGACCUGUAAUCACUGCUCCAAACGACUGGCCUUCUUUAAUAAGUGCAGCCUGCUGCUUCAUGCACGAGAGCACAAGGAGAAGGGGCUGGUUAUGCAGUGCUCUCACCUCGUCAUGAGUUCCGUCAGUGUGGAGCAGAUGAUUGGCCAGCAGGAUGCAGUGCCUAUAGGUAUGCUCUGUCCACCUGUUCCAGGAUCCUCUGCUCUGCCUGGUGUUAAAGAAAAUAGUGUCCAACUUUCCCAAUCUGCUAUCUGCUGUCCAGAGUGUCAGAGUCCAUUCAAAGGGAAAGCAGAAAUAUCAGUACACUUCCAAGAGCUUGAAGCCAGUGGCACAAACAUGUGUUGUAUGCAGUGUUCUCCUCCAAUGCCUUUGUGGAACUCAUGCAGUGCUGCAGCUCACCGCAGGUUACAUCAGCAGCUCUCUCCACUGGUCUGCCCUGAGUGUGGUGUCAUCUGUCAGCUUAACAACCUCAACACACACCUGAAUCAAACCUGCCUGCACUACUCGCGUCGCCUUGGAUAUAGAUGUGCCUGUUGUCAUUUGGUGUUUGGAGGAGUGAAUAGUCUAAACGCUGUAAAGACUCAUGUGCAGACCGCUCACUGUGAGGUGUUCCAUAAAUGCCCCUCCUGCCCCAUGGCUUUCAAAUCCUCCUCUGGUGCUGAAGCCCACUGCAUUACCCAGCACCCUGAACUCUCUGAGACGGCUAGGCAAUCCAAGGAGAUCUAUAAAUGCGUGAUGUGUCGGACUGUUUUUACCCAGAAAGCAUUGCUAAGUGUCCACAUUGACACUCAUUUAGUCAAGCAGAAGAUGCACGUCUUUAAGUGUCCUGACUGUAACAAGCUCUUCACACAGAGAGGUUCCCUCCUUGAGCAUUUCAAGGACUCUCACAGGGACUCCAGUAUUCAACAGUUUGACAUAUUGGCACAGAAGAACUUGGUAAAGAUGGAUAGCUCUGAUGGCGAGGAAUGGGGGAGGGAUGAAGAGGAAAACAGAGGAAGAGAAGGAGGGUUGAGAGAGGAGGAGAAUACUGCUGCACCAGAUAUCCAGAGCUGGAGCUGUUUAGAAUGUCAGACGCGCUACACAGAGAAAGAGAACUACAUUAACCACAUGUUCGAGCAGCAUGGCAAGGAACUGAAGAAGUUUCCCUGCACCCUUUGUGUAGGCUCCUUCUCUUCAUCCUCAAGUUUGAGACGCCAUAUUCGUGUCAAACACAAAGGCAUCAAAAGAGCUUUUUAUUGCCAACAUUGUACAGGUGGGAAGAGGAGUUUCAGUAGUAAACUCAUUCUUGAGAAACAUAUCCAAGCUCAGCAUGGAGGAGACAGAGGAGCAGCCACACAGAGUCAGGCAGUUUCUCUUAUCGCUGAUACAGCUGACAGCUCUUCUGAGCAGGAUGGUGGAUCUAGCAUUUUUGGCAGGCCUUCAAUUGAAGCACACAGUCGAUUGGCAGAGAGCAGCCUGACUAGCCGUAGCAGAGGAGCUGCAGCUGAGGAUGAAGAAGCUGCAGGAUUCCGCUGCAUGCCAUGUGGUUUUACCACAGAAGACAGGGAGGAGUUUCUGCAGCAUAUUGCACAUCACCGUGGUGAGGGGGGCAGUUCCUUUCAGUGUCAGCAGUGUGGGGCAUGUUUCGCAUCCACCUCCUCCCUCAGCCGACAUCUCUUUAUCAGCCACCGUGUGCGUGAUGUCCCCUCUGAGCAUGCUGAGGUGUCCCCUGGCACUGGUUCCACAUUUAGAAAUGUGAACUCUGACCCUACUGUUGUAGCUGGGUCCCCGGGGUCACCUUCAAGCACAGGGGGGUCACAAGUGGAGGAUGUGGAAGGUAAGCACACCUGUAAGGUGUGUGGACGUCACUUUAACAAACCUGCUGAUCUUAAUACACACUUUAGAACUCAUGGCAUGGCCUUCAUUACCACAUACAAAACAGACAAACCAGCAUAGAGAAGAACGCUGAGAAAAGAAUGGACGGAGAGGGUGAAUCUCACGAAACCUGUCAAAAAAAGUCGCAAUGCAAUUUUUAGCAUAAAGAAAAUUAAGCUUAAUUUCUUAGGACCUUUAAGAUUUUUUACAUUGUGAUGUUAUUUUCAUUACAAAUUUCAUUACACCCCCCCAUUCUCUUUAUUGUCAUGCUGAAACUCAUUCUCAUUACUGUAAUGUAAAAAAAAAAAAGAUAGUAUUUACACUCAUAGUAGUAUCUGUUGUAGUGCCUUUAAUUUAUGCUUAUUUAAGUAAAAAAAAGUCAAAGUCAUAUCACAGUAUUUUUACUGCAAUACAAGUAAAACAAUGACUGCAGGACAGUAAUGAAAAUCACCAUUGCGAAUAAAGUGAAUUAUAAAAAAAAACAAUGUAAAAUGUCCAGAUGAAUGAGACAGUAAUGAAAAUAUAAGGGGAAAAUGCUCUUAAUGGUCCUAAAAAAUAGGCUUUGUUUUCUUAUUUUCUUGUCGUUUUUGGGGUGAAAUGUGACCGGACAUGUUUUUUGAGAUUCACUGUAGAGAUAGUAUGGUAUAGACUACUGAUUAGUAAGCAGUGUCAUACAGAGUCUAUAGACUAUAAAAUUGUGGCUUUGUCACAGGCCUUUAACACUCAACAUUCACAUCUGUAGAACUAGAAAAAUACAGUGCAUUAGGGCAAAACUUAUUUUGCAACAAUUUUCUACUUUAACUCUGCUAGACCAGUUUGACAAAGUCAAAAAGUUGAGAGCUUGUUCUCUAAAAAGUGAUAUUGUAUUGGAGUGAAUAGGUUUGAUUAACCUAAAAAAUUAUUACAAUAUUCUCAUAAUUCAUCUGAGAGGGUUAGGGGAGGACCCAUGCAUAGACCCUGAAGAGUUAUGUCUUUAAGUUUGAAUUAUCACCUGUUUUUUGUUGUUUUUUUUUGUAUAUAGAGGGUCAUAUACUUGUUUACCAGCCCUGAUAUAUUCCUGUGCCUGCUGAUUACGAAUAACUGUACAGUCAAUUUUCUGUAACAACAAAAUGCAGCUUAUUAUGAAAUUCUAUAAUUACUAAGUUUAGCACAGCCAAAAUGCUCCUAAAUCAGGUGACUCCUUUUUGCUUGAAUCAUUAUUUUUGUAUGACAGACAAUUGUAUUUCUUUAUCUAUUUUUACAGAGACAUUAAUAUCAGGAAACUCACUGAAUAGUAAUGGUGAGCUUCAGAAUGUGAAUGACAAGUGCCUUCUUCAUUUAGUUAACAAUUAUCUUAAAGAUUAUGUUUCCUCACACUGUGUUGAGGAAUCUGUGUUGUGUGUGAUGGAAGGAAUGCAUGAAAAAGCAUUGAGAGAGAGAGAGAGCAUUAGAGAUGAUGAAAAAUAGUUCUGCUUUUAUGUUUGUGAUUAAAUUGUUUUUUAUUUGUGCCUUAUACUGUA
Molecule: messenger RNA, 5655 nt
Organism: Myxocyprinus asiaticus (Chinese sucker)
Lineage: Eukaryota; Metazoa; Chordata; Actinopteri; Cypriniformes; Catostomidae
Product: zinc finger protein 687a-like
Exons: 11
Coding region: 251-4237 (1328 amino acids)
Source: RefSeq, a predicted model, not a curated record